Molecule: messenger RNA, 3410 nt
Organism: Schizophyllum commune H4-8
Lineage: Eukaryota; Fungi; Basidiomycota; Agaricomycetes; Agaricales; Schizophyllaceae
Exons: 14
Coding region: 22-3117 (1031 amino acids)
Biological process (GO): valyl-tRNA aminoacylation
Cellular component (GO): cytosol
Molecular function (GO): valine-tRNA ligase activity; aminoacyl-tRNA deacylase activity; ATP binding
Source: RefSeq, a predicted model, not a curated record
ACCGCCAUCUUUCGCAGAGCAAUGUCUACAGUACCUGAGGCGUCCGCGGCCCCCACGACCAAGUCAGCCGCCAAGAAGGAGGCCAAACGGCUCGAGAAGGAGGCCAAGCUUGCUGCGAAGGCCCUCAAGACAGCCGCCGCUCCCAAGUCCACCAAGGAGAAGGUGAAGAAGGAGAAGGCCGAUGAGCAGGAGUUCGUGAACACCACCCCGGCCGGGGAGAAGAAGGACCUGUCGCAGCCCAUGUCCGCGGGGUACAACCCGACGGCGGUAGAGGCGGCCUGGUAUGACUGGUGGGAGGCGCAGGGCUACUUCAAGCCGAAGGAGGACGACGGCAGCCCGACAUUCGUUAUGCCCUCGCCACCACCGAAUGUCACUGGCAGCCUUCACAUUGGACACGCGCUGACAACCGCCAUCCAAGACUCGCUCGUGCGUUGGCACCGCAUGCGGGGCUACCGCACGCUUUUCGUUCCCGGGUUCGACCAUGCAGGCAUUUCCACCCAGUCCGUGGUUGAGAAGCGGCUGUUCAAGCUUACCGGAGAGACGCGACAUGACCUUGGACGCGAGAAGUUCGUGGAGAAGGUUGGGGAGUGGAAGGACGACUACAUGAGCCGUAUCUCCAACCAGCUACGCAGGCUCGGCGGCUCUUACGACUGGUCACGCAAGGCUUACACCAUGGAUCCUCCACUUUACCGCGCUGUCAUCGAGAACUUCUGCAGGUUGCACGAAGAUGGGAUUAUCUACCGCGCCAACCGCCUCGUCAACUGGUGUGUGCGGCUGAACACGACUUUGUCCAAUCUCGAGGUCGACCAAAAAGCAUUGAACGGCCGCGAAUUCCUGUCUGUCCCCGGGUACAAGGAGAAGGUCGAGUUCGGCGUCAUCACCUCGUUCGCAUACCCCAUAGAGAACUCAGACGAGAAGAUCAUCAUCGCCACCACCCGUCCGGAAACCAUGCUCGGAGACACGGCCAUCGCCGUCCACCCCGACGACGCGCGCUACAAGCACCUGCACGGCAAAUUCGCCAUCCACCCCUUCAUCCCCGGCCGCAAGAUGCCCAUCAUCACCGACGCGGAGGCCGUCGACAUGGAGUUCGGUACCGGUGCCGUGAAGAUUACGCCCGCGCACGACCCGAACGACUACGCUGUCGGUACAAGGCAUAACCUCGCUUUCAUCAACAUCCUCAACGACGACGGGACCCUCAACGAGAACGCGGGCGAGAAGUUCGCGGGCAUGCCGAGGUUCAAGGCGCGCGUGGAGGUGGUGAAGGCACUCGAGGCGGCCGGUCUGUUCGUGGAGAAGAAGGACAACCCGAUGCAGAUCCCGAUAUGCAGCAAGUCCGGAGAUGUCAUUGAACCCAUCCUCAAGCCACAGUGGUGGGUGAACUGCAAGCCUCUUGCCGAGGAAGCGAUCAAGCGCACAAGAGCCGGCGAACUCCUCAUCCAGCCCAAGCAGUCCGAGAACGAGUGGUACCGGUGGUUGGAGGGCAUCCAGGACUGGUGUAUCUCGCGUCAGCUCUGGUGGGGUCACCGUGUGCCGGCAUACUUUGUUAACGUCGAGGGCGCGGAGCAGGACAAAAUCGACGGCAAGCACUGGGUCGUUGGGCGGACACUCGAGGAGGCGACCGAGCGCGCCAAGGCGUUCGCUAAUGGCAAGCCGUUCACCCUCGAGCAGGACGAGGAUGUCUUGGAUACCUGGUUCUCCUCCGGCCUCUGGCCCUUCUCUAUCAUGGGUUGGCCAGAAAAUACCUUCGACUACCGCAACUUCUACCCCUCCUCCAUCCUCGAGACCGGCUGGGACAUCCUCUUCUUCUGGGUCGCCCGCAUGGUCAUGCUCGGCCUCAAGCUCACCGACCAGAUGCCCUUCCGCGAGGUCUACUGCCACGCCAUGAUCCGCGACGCGCACGGGCGCAAGAUGAGCAAGUCGCUCGGGAACGUCAUCGACCCGCUCGACGUGAUCCAGGGCUGCGAGCUCGAGAAGCUGCACGCGCAGCUGCUCGAGGGCAACCUCGACGAGAAGGAGAUCAAGAAGGCGAAGGAGGGCCAGAAGAAGGACUUCCCCAAGGGCAUCCCGCAGUGCGGCACGGACGCGCUGCGCUUCGCGCUGUGCGCGUACUCGGGCGGCGGGCGCGACAUCAACCUGGAGAUCCUGCGCGUAGAGGGGUACCGGAAGUUCUGCAACAAGAUCUUCAACGCGACGAAGUUCGCGAUGCUGAAGCUCGAUGAAUCGUUCGUGCCGCAGCCGACGGCGAAGCCCACCGGGAAGGAGAGCCUUGUCGAGAAGUGGAUUUUGCACAAGCUGAACGUCGCCGCGAAGGAGCUCAACGCGCAGAUGACGGAGCGCAACUUCAUGAUGGCGACCACGGCGGCAUACAACUUCUGGCUAUACGAGCUCUGCGACGUCUACAUCGAGGCGAUGAAGCCGAUGACGGACGAGGGCGCGUCGGCCGAGACGAGACGAUCCGCUCAAGAGACCCUGUACACCUGCUUGGACCACGGGCUUAGACUCUUGCAUCCCUUCAUGCCGUUCGUGACGGAGGAGCUGUGGCAGCGCUUGCCCAGACGACCGAACGACUCGACGCCUUCGAUCAUGCUGUCCAAGUUCCCUGAAUCUAGCCACGACUUCACCUUCGACGAGGCCGAGAAGCAGUUCGACCUCGUCUUCUCCGCGCUCAAGACCGGACGAUCGCUCGCGGCGUCGUACAGCUUGCAGAACGACAUCCAGUUCUUCAUACUCGCCCAGUCUGACGCGGACGCGGCGCUCUUUGAGUCUCAGGUGCCCACGAUCGUCGCGUUGACGAAGGGCUGCAAAUCGGCGAAGGUCGUGCGCGAGCUCAAGGAGAUUCCUGAAGGCUGCGGUGCCGCUGUCGUCACCCCCACUGUCGCCAUCCACACCCUUGUCCGAGGUCUCGUCGACUUGGACGUUGAGAUCUCAAAAUGCGACAAGAAGCUCGACGUCGUGCGUCUGGCGCACCAGAAGAUCGUCAAGACGGAGUCGCAGGCGGACUAUGAGCAGAACGUCCCGGAGAGUGUGCGCACAGCGAAUGCUGACAAGCGCAAGACGUUAGAGGCUGAGAUCGCUACGCUGGAGCUUUCGAAGGAGAUGUUCUCGAAUCUGAAGUAAAUUAGAAGACGGCCUACAGCUGCGUAUGUUUCCAGUAUGCCAUAGUACGUUGUCGAAGCCCUACAUCAAGGAAUAAUCGUGCAGUUUCAAGAACGAGAAUAAUACUGGGAAGAUGUAUCGUCAUGAUUGUCUUCGGUGACCUUAAAUCCAUCUAAUUCUUCGCAGACUUUCCUCGCGUCCGCGAAGGCUGUGCGCCUCAGACCUCAGGAACAACCGCUGCCACGGUCUAGUCUACCUUUCUUGAGCGCUUUGCCGACCUGGGUCUACCAACCCUUGACUUCGACGGAGAAUCC